CUUCAAUUGAGGUUCUUACACAACGAAACCAAUGAAGAAGUGGUCGUAUCACAGGGGUGCAAAACGUAAAAAUCCUGCAUCUUCGGUAAUUUUACGGUGACAGACACAAGGGGUGACAGACACUAGGAUAGAGAUAAAGUGAGAGGUGGGGUCCUCCUAGCCUGUCACCUAAACGUAUUUUCAGACUGAAUCCCAACGAGGCCCUACUCGCGGACUCUGUUCUAAUUUCACCCAUCAAAUACGCGGCGGCAUCAUGGCCUACAUCGCUGUCCAAAGGAUAAAACGGGAAUUUAAGGAGGUUCUGAAAAGCGAAGAGACGAGUAAAAACCAGAUCAAGGUGGACCUAGUGGAUGAGAACUUCACAGAACUAAAGGGAGAGAUAGCAGGACCCCCAGACACACCAUAUGAGGGAGGUAGAUUUCAGUUAGAAAUCAAAAUUCCAGAAACAUAUCCAUUCAACCCACCAAAGGUGCGAUUUAUCACAAAAAUCUGGCAUCCCAACAUCAGCUCUGUCACUGGUGCUAUAUGCCUGGACAUCCUCAAAGACCAGUGGGCGGCAGCCAUGACCCUGCGGACAGUGCUGCUGUCGUUACAGGCUUUACUGGCAGCAGCGGAGCCGGACGACCCACAGGACGCUGUGGUUGCCCAUCAGUAUAAGCAGAACCCAGAGAUGUACAAACAGACGGCUCGGCUUUGGUCGCACGUAUACGGCGGUGCUCCCAUCUCCAGUUCAGAAUACACACGCAAAAUAGACAAACUCUGUGCAAUGGGCUUUGACAAAAAUGCAGUAAUAGUGGCGCUGUCAUCGAAAUCCUGGGAUGUUGAGACGGCAACAGAGCUCCUGCUCAGCAACUGAUUCCAAUCUGAGAGUCCACCUGCCUGCACCUACCCUACGACUACCAUCCUCCUCAUUUCCUCAAUUCUCUCGUCUUACCAUCUGCAAGUCUCUCUCUCUCUCUCUCUCUCGCGCACUCACUCACUCAUACACACGGACAUUCUGUCGCUUUCCUCUGUCGGUACCCUUCAUCAGGUCCCAAGACAAAAGCCCUUACAUCUUCACGUCCAUCUUGCAGUGUCAACCUAUUCAGUCUUUCUCUCUCUCUCUCUCUCUCACACACACACACACUCUCACACACACACACACACACACACACACACACACACACACACACACACACACACACACACACACCAGUACACAUUUUCCAGUGAUCAACUUCUCUGGACUCUUGAGUUCUCCUCUUUUCCCUGUUUCUUCUCUCACCACAUACCCACUUAUGGGCAUUUGAAAUCUGUUUUUCCAUACUAGAUCUGUCUUCACUUUUCUCACACACACACACUCACACACACUCACACUCAAAUGCGCAGUCUCUUCCCUUUUCCAUUUUUCCUUGUUUUACCUGGACUGGCCAUUGCCUUUUGUUUUCUUUUGAGAUCCUUCCUUUCCAAUGUGCAGCUUUUCUCUUCAGUUCUUUUGUCUUUUUUGCUCCAUUCCAACCACACUCUCCUCUUACCUUUGUGUUGUCCGGUGACUCUUCACCAGGCGUUUUUUAAACAGGUUGCUCUUCCUCUCAACCUCCUGUCCCUACCUCUUUUAUGCACAAUCAUCCAUAUCUACCCCAACACCCCCCUUUUUUUAUUUGGAAGACAUUCGGACUCCCACUUUUAAGCUAACAGAUAAUGUAAAGAAUUGAUAUCCAUCAUCCCCACUGUUCAUCAACAGAAUAGCCUGAACCAACCAAGACUGGAUUAUUAAAGAAAAAAAAGAGACAGUAAUGAUGCCACUCCCACAGAACUAUGUCUUGAGAAAUGACAUGAGAGAAAAAAAAUCAUCUGUAAAUAAUGCUAUUAAAGUCUGUAUAAAUGAAAA
Molecule: messenger RNA, 1870 nt
Organism: Clupea harengus (Atlantic herring)
Lineage: Eukaryota; Metazoa; Chordata; Actinopteri; Clupeiformes; Clupeidae
Gene: ube2ka
Product: ubiquitin-conjugating enzyme E2Ka (UBC1 homolog, yeast)
Molecular function (GO): protein binding
Source: RefSeq, a predicted model, not a curated record